AUGGAUGCAAUCGAUCCUGCCCAGAUCUACGUCGGCGGUGCGGCAUCGGGGGUCGCCUGCGCCACCUGCAGCGCAACCUCCACGUCAGGCUCCUGGCGCAAAGGCUGGGCCUUGGGCAUCGGAGGCGAUGCAUGGGCCAACUUGUGCAACAGGUGUGGGCAGCGCUGGGCCAAGGCUGGAAGACCAGACCUCCGCCCCGGGGAGGAACUGGGCACCAGGCGGCCGGAGGUGAAGGACAAGGAGAGGAGUGGUUGGUCGGACGGGCGCCACCACAAGUUUGCGCGGCCGAGCUACUCCCCCACCAACAGCGACUCGGAGACGUCUCGCGGAAACAACUUUUUCAUCAGUGCCCAUGCCCCGGAGGUCCCCCCCAGCGGGGCUUCCCCCAGCUCCCCCGGCCAGUACGUGUCGUUCUGCUUGCAGAAGGUCUGCCACGUCCGCACCCAAUACAUGCUGGUCUGGGUGCAGGAUGCCCGCCACGUCAGCACCCUGGCCGUUGUGGGUACGGACGCACGAUCCAGCGGUCACUACACAUACACCAAGGCCCCUGACUUCCCCGGCCCACCCCUGACCUGCACCAAUAGGGCCAGGGUGUUGAACUGGCUGGGCCAGCUGGGCAUCCAUAACCAGGUUCAAGAGGGGACCUGCAUCCUCCCAAGCCUGUCCCCCGCAGCCCUCCUGCACCUCGCAGAGGGAGCACGCACCGUGGGCUGCGCCUGGGUCGACGUGAGGGAGGAGGCCGUUCACCUGGGCGGGCACCUCAGCCGCCGUUUCUUCCUCGUCAACGCCUACGGCGGUCAGGCGCUGGCAGCCACCAGUACCAACGGGAACUCGGUGUUCAGGGCGGAGCCAGCGUUUGGCGGGGCCCUCUUCCCCUCCCGCGCGAGCCUGGUGGCUUGGCUGGAGUCCCACCUCUCGCAUGGUAUGAGCGGGGUCGGCGGUGGUGGUGAAGCAAGUGGGCCCACCCUUCUCGGCCUGGUCCUCACGCCCUGUGCCUGCACUGCCUCGCACCACCCUCCCUCCACGCCCACCUCCCUCCCCCCCCCCCCCCUACCUAACUUCUUCCCCCCUCUCUGCCCUGCAGGUGACGACGUGGCCGCGGGUCCCGGCUGCGGCGGCAGCUACCUGCACCUCCCCUCGCCGCCCUGCUACGCAUACGUGCCGCAGGCCUUCCUGCCCGGGCCCGGGCCCCAUGCGGCGGCGGUGGGCGGCAAGGUGCGCCCGCGCCUACCCGCAGCCUUCCACGGCGCCGACCUGGAAGGCCUGGACGACCUCGCCUUCCCCUCCCUCUCCCCCGUCACCCUUAUCAACACCGGGGACGACCUGGGCAUGGCCUGCCUCCAGGACCCGGCGCUAAGCGGGUGCCUAACGCUGCAGCCGGCGGCCGGCCUGCCCCCGAACACCCCAGCCCUCGUGGGCCACUUCCACACGCCGGCACAGCAGGCGCAGCAGCAGCAGCAGCAGCACAUGCACCUUCUCGCCAGGCCGCCACAGCCCCAGUUUGAGGAGCACAAGCCAGGCUCAGGCUCCCUCAUCUCUCCGCAUCAACUCAUGCACUGGGCGCAGCUGUCCCACUGCGACGUCGACCUGGCCGCGCUGGACAGCACAGACCUGUCGCGGGCGGUGACCGCGCUGCGCAAGCACCCGGACGCAAGCGUUGCGCACAUGGCGGGGCGGGAGUCGACGAGGUGGCGCUCCAGCGCGCUGAGCGUGCUGAGCCAGGCGGCGGCGCGGUAG
Messenger RNA from Auxenochlorella protothecoides, 1737 nucleotides. RefSeq lists its product as hypothetical. NCBI's taxonomy places the organism in Eukaryota, Viridiplantae, Chlorophyta, Trebouxiophyceae, Chlorellales, Chlorellaceae. Gene Ontology annotation, biological process: regulation of DNA-templated transcription. Gene Ontology annotation, molecular function: zinc ion binding. The coding region runs from base 1 to 1737 and encodes 578 amino acids. The record is from RefSeq and is a predicted model, not a curated record. The transcript has 8 exons.